AUGACUGAAGAGGAAGAUGAAAGUUGUCAGCAGAAAAUAUCAAACACCCUCCACACACUGGGCUGUCAUCACCCAGAAAUAGUAUUAUCCGCCUGUCAUGACUAUCUAUCCUACAAGAGCACUCAGACGGCUCCACAGGGGGCUGUAGUCUUGGAGACCAUGACAAGGAUUAUCAAAGACACCCUUGACCAAAUUAGCCAGGCAGUAGCGCAGCAACUUAUCUCUUUGGCUGUACUGUGGAUGACAACGUCAGAAGCCAAAUCUGAGAUCCAAGAAGUUGCAAGCAAUCUCUUGGCUGCCAUGAGCUUCAGGUUUAUAAAUGAAAUUGUCCAACUGAUGAUGGAGAAUUUCAGACAAGGUCACCUUCCACAUGUGUACAAGGUAAAGACAUUGACCAAAAUGUCAACAGAAAAUGUGUAUGGGAUGGUGCCCUUCCUCAAAGCUAUCUUGACUACCAUGAUUCCGGUUCUCAUUAAAGUUAGAGAGGAUGAGCUGAAGUCUGUAUUUGCCUCAGCAAUAGGUAGUUUCAGCAAGAGCAUCCUGAUCUACCUAGGAAAUAGUGAGAAAGGUGCAGACCCUACAAUCACCAAAGAGUCUUUCUCUCCUGAGAUCAGCAUUGUCUACAGUCUCUUGUUCAAGGUGUUGCUUGAGAAGGAGCCCUCCAAGUUCUACAUCCCCACAGUAGAAGCUCUUGGCUAUGUCAGCAACCUACUGCCCAAGGACAAACUAGAGGAAGAGCUGCCCAAGUUAAUUCUAGGCAUCCUGACUCUCUAUGAGAAACAGGUGGGGCAUUUUUCCAUCACAGAGAGUCUGUGUCGGGUACUGGAACUUGCGACAGAAAUGAGGCAUGUCGGGCUGAAGACACUGAUGGACAAUCUAUUCAACAGUCUUCACCGGCAGAUCUGCCAGUCAGUGGAUCUUAAUAACCAACUUGUCACCAAGAGCCACACUGCAGCCCUUUGCUGUUUCACAGUUCUGGCAUCAACUUACACAGAUUCAGUGGUUAACUUUCUCUUGGGGAAGUUAGAAAAUUUUGAUCAGCAAACGAGAGCAGGAACACUUAAUGUGUUGAGACACCUCAUCAGCUCCCUCUCCUCACAGCUGGAGGGACAGAAGACACGGAUCGUGGAUGCAAUAAAACCAAUCCUUCCAGACAAGAGCAGCAAUAUGGAGAAGAAGCAGGUUGCUCAGGUGAUAUGCGCCAUGGCCCAACAAGGAUAUCUUCAGCCAGAGGGAGGAGAGGUAAUGGUGGAAUUCCUUGUCAGGCAGUGUACUGCACCCACUGAUUCACGGAACCCAGCAACAGCCAGCCACCAUACAGAUCAGGUUACAGAUGAAGCUUUGGUUGCAAUAUGUGAAACGGUGAUGUUUAUGAUCACAGAUACAGUGAAGAUGGAAGCUGUUCUCUGGCCAUUCUUAUUGGGAUAUGUCACUAAGACUCAAUACACCAAGGCUUUAACAACAAUCUGUAACUGCAUAGCACAUAUCGCAAGAAGGAAACUACAAGCUAGCAGUGAAAGGUUGUUACCAGCUUAUGAGGAGGAUGCCAAUCUCCCGAAAGCACAGGCGCUUCUGGCCCGGCUCCUCCUGGUGUCGUGUUGCCCAUAUCAGGGAGGAGGCCGAGGAGCUGCUGCACUCCGGCUGAUGCAAGUCCUGAGCUUCAGUAUCCACCCAGCAAUAGUGCCAGAGUGGGAGGAGCAGCUUCCUUCAUUGGCUGACUAUUUACUGGAAAACUCAGAAGCAUCUCUACCACAACAGGAAUGGGAGGAGAAACUGCUGCUAUUUUUUUCUAGGACUCUGAAUACCAUUGACGAUGAGGAAUGGACAAGCAAGCUAAGCGAUGAAAUGUGCAAACAGAUUGACACCAACCCCUGUUGCCCCCAAGAGAAAGCUUUCCUCUAUAAAUCUCUCGGGACGGUGCUCCAUCAGGUGUCCAGUAAAGACAUCAAGGAAGAGCUUCGCCAAAUGUUACAGAGUGUGCAGCAUAGUCAGAGUGCAGAGAGAGAGGGUGUGGCCAUCGCCAUUGGCCUUUGUGCCAUGACCCACUUUGAUGAUACCCUUGGUGGCCUGGAGGAGUUUGCACAAUCCAAUAGAUUGAAGAACAUGAAUACUUUCUUUGAUACACCUCAAGAUAAGCCCAAUGUUAAUGGGGAUAAAGCGAAGAGCACACUGGUCCUCUGCUAUGGGAACAUGGCACUCUACGCACCUCAGGAACUAGCUCUAUCCAGAAUCGAGACCCACAUUCUGCCAGCUGUGAUAAACCACUUUAAUGCUUGUCGGCAAGGGAUAAAGUUUGAAUCCAGAGAUCUCACUUUGAAGCUCAGCCUGAUAAAGGCUGUGACUCUGAUAGCUAGAGCCCUACUUUCACGUCACCAGAUAAUUCCCUUCAAUUUCAGCAGGAAAGGGGAGCUCCUGAGACACAUGCAGCAACUCAUUGAGGCUGAGCCACCAGACCUGCUGCACACUCCUGUUCGACAAUUAGCCAUGAAGGCCUGCACGUACCUCGUACAACUACACACUGAAUCCAGCCAAGCUGACACCUCGCAGCUGAUUCAAACCUGCCUGAUGAGCACUUUCGGCUUGGUGCCUUCCAAGUUGGAGAAGGAUGAGGAUAUGGAUGGUAACACCAAGCAGACUCCAGCACUUUUUGGCCAAACCAUGACUACCCUGCAAGAACUUCUGAAGCAAGUUUUACUUCAGGACCUGACCUCUGAAGGUCUUCAGGUGAUAUUCACACAACUGGAAGAGUGGAUUGUGUCAAGAAAGGACUAUGAAAGAGAGAGAGCACUGGGCACUACUUUAGAGCUGCUGAAAUAUUACCUGGAGGCAUUCUAUGUUAACAGUGUCGCUUCACUAAAAAACUUGGGGUCUCUGAUUGGACAACUGAUGCCGCGCUGUGCAGAUCCAUCACUACCCGUUGGGCAGAUGGCCGUGGACAGCUUGUACAUCAUCCUGACUAUUCAGUUAUUAUAUGAGAGCACCAAUCUAGACCAGCAUAAUGAGGAUCUUGAGCUUCUGAAAGCAGCCAAGGAACAGUUAGUCAAUCGCAACAGUUCCAUUUUCUUCCAAACAUGCUGUCAGAUUACAGGGGUCAUCUCCAAGUGUUUGCCCCAUGAUCAGCUGGGCAACUUGCUCUUUACACUCUUCAAAGGACUGGAUGACCAAUACCUUAGUUGUUCCAGUGCAGCAGCUAUCCUCAUGAAAACCAUCAUGAAAAGACGUGGCAGUGAACUUUGGGACCAGGUCUCAGAAAUCCUUGACGUGCUGAGGGUUCCACUGCAGCGUGUUCCUUACGAGGCGGUGAAACUUUCAGUUCUACGCAGCAUUGCCAUUCUUGCCUUACAUAACCCAGCAACAGUUGUGUCCUGCCUCCUCACUUACCCUGUUAUUUCAGACAAGUACAUCAGUGACAUUUGGAGAUCACUUGCUGAGGAGAGACAAUGUGCCCUGCUGACGAUGACAGAACUGUUGGAGACACUAAACAGACAGCUAUGCUCUGGGGAAAAGAAGGCCUGUUCCAAGAGUGAGAGCCCGACUCAACCAUCUGCCCUUGAAUCCCUGGCACCUGUGUGUGCGUUGUAUGAGAUGAUAACCACACCAGAGUCUGAAGAAACUGUAAUCAAGUUGUUCCCCCAACUAUUCAGCACCCUGCUUAUCCAUCACUGCUCCUUUGUCAAUGUGCGCUUGCCCAAGAUUUUUGUUCCCCAUCAUGAUUUGAAGCAGAGGGAAUUCUCUGCUGAGCCUCAGACACCCAGCAGCAGAGAUGUGUGUGUGAACUGUGUGGACAUGCUAAUAAAGCUGCUGGAUCAGUCAAACCAUCAACAAGUGGUGCACUUCAUGGUGGAAGCUGGAGGUUGGGACCAGAUGAUGGACCUAUGCAAGUCCCACCGGGGGGUUAUACUGCUGGCCAAAGCAAUGGUCCAAUAUGCCGCCCCUAGUCUGCCUGUGAUCGUAGCACAGCUCUCAUUCUUCAUUCUCACUGUGCAAGACUGUCAGAAAGUCACCAUGGCUGCCUUCUUUGGAGAACUUUUAAAGUCUCCACUGGCUUCGCAACUGCAGAUCACGGACAUCCUGAUGAACAGAUUGCUUCGAUGUUUACUUCACACUUCUUCGGUUGUGCAGUUUCUCUGUGUCCGAGGUUUGGGCAACGUUACAUCUGGAGCUCCUUAUGGCAUUGAGAAAUAUUCUCGACCAGUGCUGUGUGCAAUGACAGCACUGAUGAUAAGCGGGGAAAAUGAUAAUGAGGUGCUUAUGUUUGAAGUGCUGUUGUGCCUGUCAAAGUACUUGGAGCAUUUGAGAGCAAAUACCAUCAGACCCUUCAUAUUGAGAAUCUUCACCGGGAUCCAGCCAUUCUUUGAUGCUAAAUGUGAUAAAGUGCGAGCUGAAGCAUUUUGUGUAUUGGGGAAAUUAGCCAGAGGGACAAGCAUACGACCUCGUGGCAACAUCUGCAGUCUAAGCACUGGUACAAGUUAUAUCAAUGUCAGAGCAAGGGACUACAAAGAUGUCAGCAUUACCCAUGCCACAACAGACACCACUCACCGCCCAUCCAAUCCACUUUAUUACCUCCAUCACCCUGGCCCCAAAACAUCAGCAUUGCUGCAGGAAGGUCGACGUCAAAGCUCUGAAGGACCGCAAACAGUAGCUCUUCCUACACAGCACCUCACAAGCAACCUGUCGACUCUCAGUCUACAGGAGUCAAAGAGUGUCCACAGUGUCCGGCUUGCCCUGACGUCUUCCAUAAUUGGCAUCUGCGAAGAAAUUCUUGGCUUCCCUACCAAUGGGAAUGAGAGUGAGGCUAACAAACAGCAAACAUGA
Molecule: messenger RNA, 4815 nt
Organism: Pristis pectinata (smalltooth sawfish)
Lineage: Eukaryota; Metazoa; Chordata; Chondrichthyes; Rhinopristiformes; Pristidae
Product: maestro heat-like repeat-containing protein family member 1
Exons: 2
Coding region: 1-4815 (1604 amino acids)
Cellular component (GO): cytoplasm
Source: RefSeq, a predicted model, not a curated record